Molecule: messenger RNA, 3668 nt
Organism: Pogonomyrmex barbatus (red harvester ant)
Lineage: Eukaryota; Metazoa; Arthropoda; Insecta; Hymenoptera; Formicidae
Product: frizzled-4
Biological process (GO): non-canonical Wnt signaling pathway; canonical Wnt signaling pathway
Cellular component (GO): membrane
Molecular function (GO): transmembrane signaling receptor activity; Wnt-protein binding
Source: RefSeq, a predicted model, not a curated record
CGCACGGAAACCUCGGAUGGGUGAGGACAGCCGUUCGAUUCGGCCAUUGAUUUCGCGAUUAACUCGCGUUAAGUGCACAAUGAUCCAUCCGAAGGAUCGUUGCGAUACGGGCGAUCGUGAUCUUUCGUGAUUGUGAGACACGCGGAUUGUGAGAGAGACGAGACGCGAGGCUUCUAUGCGUGAGAACGGGAUUACGUCGCGCGGCCGUCUCUUUGUGAUUCGUUCGAUUCGUUCUUGUAUUCGCGUUCUUGUAUUCGAAAUUGCGCUCCCGCGUUCGCGUUUGGAACGCCUGCGUGUCGCACCGUUUCGUAUCUUACGCAUGCUGGAUCGUGGCUAAUCUUGUUGUUUCGAUCAUUGUGCCUGCGUGCGCGAAUAUGUUCACAAAUGGGAAUGGUUCGCAAAUUGUUCCUUUUCUAAAAAGAAACACGAAAUAGAUAUACAUAUGCGAAUGAAAAAUUUAAAUUUCAUCGAGCUUAAUUACGAUCGUGAAAGACAAGAUGACAAGAUUGACUCGCCGCGUCGAGAUCUGACUGUCGGUUGUUGGAGAUUUUGAUUAAAUUAAAAUCAAGACCGAGUCCACUUGUUGAAGAGAAACGUCAGUUAAAUUGAUCUCAUUUAACGUGCAAGCAAGUUAAUUCAACUACUUGUUAAGUCAAGCUUGGAUUUGACAGUAAUUUAAAUAAAGCUGUGACAGCACCGUAAUUAUGAAAAGAGAAGUUGAAAAUUGAAAUGGUGGGUAGCAGAAAACUUGAAGUAACUUUUACACGAUUUAUAACGAUUCGGAAAGCAUCUCUUGCGGAAAAUGCGUUGGAUUUUAUUGUUGACGUUGGUGCGGACGAUAUGGUGCGCGCACGGCGCCUGCGAGCCGAUCAGAAUCGAGAUGUGCCGUGGUCUCGGUUAUAAUGUCACUGUCAUGCCAAAUCUAGUUGGUCACGAGAUUCAAGGCGAUGCUGAUUUUACAUUACAAACAUUUAGUCCGCUUAUACAAUAUGGGUGCAGUGCACAAUUGCACCUUUUUUUGUGUUCGGUAUAUGCUCCGAUGUGUACCGAAAAAGUUCCCGCACCCAUCGGUCCCUGCCGAGGUCUGUGCGAGCAAGUGCGGGCUCGUUGUUUCCCCGUCCUUCAGGGAUUCGGAUUUCCCUGGCCCGCCGCAUUGAAUUGCUCCAAAUUUCCACCGGAAAACAACCACCAGCACAUGUGCAUGGAAGGACCAGGUGAACCAGGACCAGCUAAUCCUAUUCAGGCGGUGAGCACCAGCAACGGACCCUGGGGCUGUUCCUGGUAUGCCAAGUCUGGGUUGUACAUCUUUCUGAAUCGCUCUGGAAGAUGUGCCGCCGCUUGCGACGCCGAUAUUCUCUGGUCUCAGAAAGACAAGAGGAUCGCGGAGGCCUGGAUGGCCGUAUUCGCGACGAUAUGUCUAGUCUCCGUCGCGAUUGCUAUCCUGACACUUUUGAGACCGCGCAAACGACCUGUGCUGACUACCACUGCAGAACGUGCAAUAGUCUUCUUGACGAUCUGUCACGCUGCCGUUGCAAUUGGCUACGUGAUUCGAUUGGCUGCCGGCCGGCUAAAUGUCGCGUGCACUCCCGCGAUUCCGAUACACCCGCAGGAUCAAGUUGUCUUGGCCCAGCAGCAACAGCAACAACAGCAGCAACAACAGCAACAGUACCUAACGCAAGACGGUCUAGCUAAUCCUUAUUGCGCCGCUGUUUUUUUGCUACUCUAUUAUUUCGGAUACGCUGCAAUCGUUUGGUGGGUCGCGAUAUGCGCGUGGUGGUGCAUAAUGGCCAGAAAAUGGACGAGGACGGCUGGCAACUACAAGGAGGAUAGUUUUGGACCACAACAGGGAUUCUCAACCAUCGCCGCCGUCGCUGCCUGGGGUCUCCCCGCCGCGCACACCAUCGCCGUGCUGGUCACAAGGGAUGUCGACGCCGACGAGUUGACCGCGAGUUGUUUCGUCGGUCAGCAAAACGCGCAUUCUCUGCUCGUAUUAGUGUUGGCGCCUCAAUUCGUCUACUUGUCGUUCGGCGCAACGUUCCUUUUGGUUGGCUUGGCGACGUUGAUGUUACCGCGACGCCCUGCGGUGACGCCGACGUCGACGUCAAUGUCAACAUCAACGUCAACGUCAACGUCAACGUCAACGUCGACGUCGUCGUCGUCCUCGUCGGCGGCAACGACGACAGCGGCAGUCUUAACGGCGUUAACAGCGUCCCAUGCGAAUCCGCUGAUGCGUCCGCAGCGGGAGAUAGCCGGCAAAUCGUCCCCGGCCGAAAUCCAACGGCGGCAAAAGCAGCUGUUGAUUCGCGUCGGAGUAUUCGGCUGCCUUUACGCCGCCCUGAUCAUUUGUCUCACCAGCACGACUUUCUACGAAUGGUGGGGCAGAGAGACGUGGCUUCGGGCACCAGAACCGUCCACGGCGCCGCGCGUACCCGCUCGGCCUUUCCUGCAGCUCUUCGUCCUGCGACUGGUAGUGACCCUCGGCGCCGGUAUCAUAGCCGCCGCGUGGAUCUGGUGGCCGGAAGUAACGAGCAUAUGCCGCAAGCUGCCGCAUUGUAAGCAACCACCGCACAAAUGCCAUCCGGUGCCCGUCGUGCACUGUUACAACGCUGCCACCGCCAGCAAUCCCAUACCUCACCAGAUUCAUCAUCUCGGUCACCUGACGCCGCCGUCGCAGCAUCCCCUGCUGCAUCAACAUGCGACGAUAGCGAAUUCGCAGAUGCCACAUAGAAACCAUAAGAAACAUCGAAAACACCGAAAGUAUCAUCAUUCCGGUAGCGAAACGCAAGUUUAAUCGCAUAAAUACGCAUUCGUAUAUUUGCGCGUACACCCUAUUCGUCCCGAGUGCCUUAUAUAUGUAUUUUGUAUGUAUUUUGUAUGAUACAGGAGCGUAGUCUGAUUUUAUAUUUAAAAUUAUUUUUUUCUAUUCUUGGAUCUUAAGUGAUGAUAAAAUUCCAUCCAGUCAACGAUAGCAUCCGAGAUUCCGAGUAUUUCAAAUAAUCUCAGAUGUAAUCGGAUUAUAAAUAUCGCUCACAGAUACGCUUAGAAACGACACGAAUGUAACAUAUCCUUGUUUUUUAAUUUCUCUUUCAUACAUGCACGACAAAUCAUCCAUUUUAAGUUAUUGUUCGUUAAUCUAUCAUUUUUUUCAUAGUUAUAACAUAUAAAUUUAAUAACAUUUCUUUUUCUUAGAUUUAGAUAGGAUUGUGUACUUUCCAUAAAAAUUAUAGAAUAGAAUUCUUGUUGUCUUUCGAACAUUAAACUUAAAUCGCGUCAUUAAAUUAGUAUCUCGCCUUCGUUCUCGUAUUGGAAGAUUUAUGUACUUUAUAUUAUUACAUUGCCGUGAUGUAGUGCGUCUCAAUGCAUCUUCUGUGUAUGCCAUAGUAAAUUUAUCCGCCCAAAUAUUUGUAGAACGAGAGAACGGGGGAGGUGCUAAAUUUAAACCUCGAAAAAUCAUGGAAGCUAGUAGCCGGAAAGGAAUAAUGCGUUUGUUUCGAUCUCCACUCUUCUAUUUGUGCAACAUCGUGUAGACGCAUAAUGUACAUAAAAUACCGCGUAUAUACAACUGUAAAGUAAUCGCAUCUUGAUUCUGUGAUGUAUAAUUUCUAGCGGUGCGAUUUUUACAUACAAUUUAUUCAUUGCUAGAAAAUAAAUUUUACUCUACAUAAGGU